Mya arenaria is the source of this 2239-nucleotide messenger RNA. Its product is annotated as kelch domain-containing protein 3-like. The transcript is spliced from 11 exons. Gene Ontology annotation, cellular component: cytoplasm. The coding region runs from base 166 to 1311 and encodes 381 amino acids. NCBI's taxonomy places the organism in Eukaryota, Metazoa, Mollusca, Bivalvia, Myida, Myidae. Gene Ontology annotation, molecular function: chromatin binding; protein binding. The record is from RefSeq and is a predicted model, not a curated record.
UAAAAUGUCAACAAGUUUGGAAUGAACAACUAAUAAAAUAUGUAGUUUAUCCCAUGAAAUCCUUACAAAAUGUCCUGUUGCGUUAAAACAUAAACUAAGUAACAAUUAUUUAACAAAGUACAAUGCUAAUUGAUCUGUUGAUUUAAAGUUUCAACAAUACAAAAGAUGCUUCGCUGGACUGUUCACCUGGAAGGUGGUCCACGGCGUGUCAACCAUGCAGCAGUUGUUAUCGGCGAGAAGAUCUACAGCUUUGGAGGCUACUGUACUGGGGAGGAUUAUGAAAGCAGGCUGCCAAUCGAUAUUCAUGUAUUAGACACAAUCUCACUGAGAUGGCAUUUACUACCAACUCCAGACAAGUUUGAGAUGAAUGUCAGUGUUCCGUACCAGAGGUACGGCCAUACAGCUGUUUCUCAUCAGGACAGUGCCUACAUCUGGGGUGGCCGCAAUGACAGCGAUGGGGCCUGCAAUAUACUCUUCAUGUUCAACACAUUAUCAAGUAGCUGGAGUCGUGUGGAAGUAAAUGGGGACAUACCAGGAGCCAGGGACGGACACUCAGCUUGCAUUAUUAAUGAUAAAAUGUAUAUCUUCGGGGGCUAUGAAGAACAGAUUGACAGAUUUUCAGAUGAUAUCUAUUCUUUUGAAUUUGCCACCAGCACAUGGACACACAUCAGAACAAAGGGUCGUCCAGCGCGAUGGCGGGAUUUUCACACAGCAGUGGGGGUGGGCGAUGUUAUGUACGUGUUUGGUGGGCGCAGUGACCAGGGUGGUGACAUGUUUACCAACAUGGAGCUGUACUGUAACACCAUGCAUACCUUCGACACAGUGGCCUACAAGUGGCACCAGCCCUUCACACAUGGCAUUAUCCCCAUGGGCCGACGCAGUCAUUCUGUCUUUUCUCAUGAGAACUGCGUAUACAUAUUUGGUGGAUAUAAUGGAAACCAUGAUCUGCAUUUUAAAGACCUCUUCAAAUAUGACACAAUUUCAAAGCGGUGGUCACUAGUUGAGGUUAGGGGGGAGGGGCCGUGUGCCAGGAGACGCCAGUGCUGCUGUAAAGUGGGAACCAGGGUGUACAUGUUUGGGGGAACUAGCCCGAACACAACAAUAUCUGCGAGUGGUGAGGAGGAUGUGAUGCUGACAGACCUGUCAGACCUGCACGUCCUGGACCUGAGCCCGUCCCUUAAAACACUCACCCAGCUGGCUGUCAUCCAGUUCAGACUCGAUACAUCAUGCCUUCCUCGAGACAUCAGGUGGGAGCUGUCAGCCAUGACUACACCAAACGUGAUAACUCGUUCCCUCAACUCCAAUGGUUGAACCGCCAUGUACAUGAGACAGAACAGUCUUCCCUAGGAUAUAUCUACACCAAUUAACAUUGGUGCCAUGCUUCACCAGCUUACUCAUCUAAAUUUGUGUUACAUCAUGAGAUUUUUGGCCCAAAGUCAGCAGGCUUGAAACAUUAAUAGAGGUGCUAUCUAUAUUAAUGUCAGAUACACCUCUUUGACUGAAAAUAUCAAUUUUGGGCCAAAUAUCCUGUGAAGGGACACCUUUCGAAUAUGCUGAUAUGAUCUGAUAAGCUGUGAUUGAUUUUUGUCAGUGUUGUUUCAAUUGUAGCUAUUGCUUUACAUACGUGUGUCCUGUAAAAGAAAGGGUAUUAUAAACAACCAAUAUAGUUAUUUAAAUAAUGUCCAAUAUCAAGCACUAUAUACUAAUGAGUGGUUUUGGAUGUCCUUACUUAAUUUUCAAAAGUACAUGCACACACUUAGGGAAAGGCUUGCGAAUCUUACCAGCCAGAAAACUCAUGUUUCACACUUUAUGUUCUUUGUCUAUAGUAAAUUCAAAUGGCAUUUUUAUAACUAGUCCCAUUCAAAGUGUAACAGCCUUUUCUGGAGAGUUAGUAAAGUCUUGCGAAUUCUAUGUAAUGCACCUUAACAAGUAAUGCAGUUCCUUGAAAGAAUGGUCGAAUGAAAGAAUAUACAUUCGACAAACUUCGCUCAAGUAAAUGCAGAAAGCAUAUUUCAAGCAUAAUCACAGAAAAAUAGACGUUUUUUUUUAAAUAUCUCAAUUUGAGGCCAGUUGUAAAUCAAUUUUAUUUUCUGAGGAAGUGUUUGUGUUCAAACCUCCAUAUUAAUUACUGUCAUUUUCAUUAGCAAUUACUAGUAUACAAAUGAUGAAACCUUGUAGAAAAAUACCAGUUACUUAUUACUAUUGUUGCAAUAUUUUUUGAUAAUAAAUUUCAAAUGUG